CUCCCGCCGGCCCACCGCCCCCGCUCCCCGUCGGCCUUCUUCCAGGGCUCUGGCUCGGCCGGCUGCUCGCGCCUGCGCGCAGGCCACGGAUCCUCCUCCGCGCGCGCCCUGCCCCCCACACGCCCUCGCUCGAACACACACUUCGCCUCUGUGACCCCGCCCCUCACCGGCCAGCUGCGUUGGCGGCCCUCCCCCACCUCGCCUGGGAGGGUGGUGACCCCCGACCCCCCAGAAAGCACAACACCCCCCCAAACAGUGGGGAGAAGCGCCCCGGUCCCCUUCAGCCGCCCUCUGCCCCAGUCAGCCCGUUACAGUCACACAACCUGAGGGCCGGGCGGCCUGGGCGAGGGCAGCCGUUGCCCGCCUCAAAGCGGGGGUCUCCCAGGGUCAGGCCUCUGGGCCGGGUCAGCCAGACUGCCCAGGGCGAGGGGGCGCAGGGAAGGGGCGCCUUCCCGCCGGCUGCCCUCCCCUCGCGCGCCCGCCGCUGGGCCGAGGCCGGCCUGCCCGCCAUCCCCGGGCAGGCCCUUGGCGCCCCCGCCGCGGGGCCCGUCCGCCCUCGGCUCGGGGGGCUGCUCGGUGCAGCAGCCCGGCCCCGCCUCACCCACUCCUCGCCGCUCCAAAGGGGCAGGAAACGGGAGUAGCAUGUCUGUCCUGGGCUCGGCUCCCCUGGGGGGAGCUCCGGGCGCUUGACAAGGGCGUCCACAGGUACCAGGCUCGGGAAUGGUCGCCGCGACGGCCCGGGGGCGUUGGCGGCCGGCGCGCCCACCGCGGGCCCGAGGCGCCCUGGGAGGUGGCCCUGGAAGCCCCCGCUCCUCGGCCACGCUCAGGUUUCCGCAGCGCCCGUGCCCCCGGCGGCCCGGGUGGGACGUGACCCCGCCCCCGGCGAGUCGGGGCGCCCCCCAAGGAGGGGUGCGCGAGCCGUCCUCAGCCCCCGGGCCGACCCCGCCGCCCCGGGCCGCGGCGGGCGCGGGAGGCCCGGCCGGGAAGAUGUCGUCUCUCGGUGCGCGCAGCUUCACGCGAGGGUCAGCGACGGGGCAGCGGCCGCCUAGCCGUGCCAGCCCUGCCCACGAACGGGCUCCCGCGGCUCGACAGCUGCCCGACGGGCUUGCAGGCUGGGGACGUCGUCGGAGCCCGGCCGGAGGAUUAUUGUGGAGUCAAAUGGACUAAUCAACAACCUCCUAUGGAAGCUGGAAGACAAUGUAUUUAGAAAGGAUUGCUGGUUCUCAUUUCUUUUUAUUUAUUUUCCUAUAAGAAAGAUUUGUUACCAAGUACCUUGUGCUUAACACUAAAUUAAGUGCUUGGAUGGAAAAAAGGAGAUUUGAAAAGUUAGAAAGCAUGGAUUUUGCUCUUGAAGACUUUGCACCAUGGAAGAGAUGCCAGGAAGAUGCGACAUACUAAGAUAACGGUGGUCGUGACAGUGAACUGCUGGAAAAUACUGUAGGCAAGAAGAACUGGAUAUAGAAUUCCACUGGGCUGUGGGCCCCACGGGACAGGAAGUUUUGUUCCUUUUGUUUAUGUUUGCUGAUACCAUGCUGGGAGCCUAGAGCAGUGCCCGGCGGAGUUGGCCCUGACUCAGUCAUUGGUGUUUAUUGAACCAAUGAAGAUCAGCGGUGCUUUGAGGGACAAAGAAGCAUGAAGGCUGGAGGGCUUUGAACGCUUGCAAAGUUUGAUUUUGACAGAGUAAGAAAGGCACAUAUGUUCUGCAGCAAAGGUUUGAUAUACUAGCGAUUAUUCCAGGUAAACUAUUCCCGCAGCUGUCACUUCAGCUAAAGUAAAGGUGAUAGAAACUAAAGUCCUUACUACUGCAAACCACACCGUGAGGCAAGUUUGCAAAUUUUAGGCCAAGUACAUCAUUCUAUUGUAGCUUCUCUUGUGAUCUAGUCUUUCUGCUCCACUUAUCUCUGCCGUCUGCAGUUUCUGGGUGUCGUCCGUAGAGUCCAUAUCAGAGCACAGCUGUUGAUAUGACAUUAUAAAGUUAGUAUCACCAGCCAACUUUUUUUUCAAAAUGCCUCUUUAAUUAUACUAAUGUUCAUUAUCUUUGGCGUGUUUAGUUUUAAAAUGACAGUCUCCUUUUUUUCCCCAAAUGCUUGCUAAAUAUUUAAACUGUGAAAUGUAUUCAGUCUUCUUUUUCUUCCUGGCUAAAUCUAUUUUUGCACCCUCUGGGGGACUGCAAAAAAAUAUUGACUGCAGUUAAGGUGAGAUUUCCACAUCAUGUUUUUUUUGCAAAUAUACUUGAUUUGCUACAGCUUGCAGUUCAUGUUUUGAUUUGGUCAUAAUUACUAGGUCUGCUUCUAUUGUUGAUCUAAUUAUCUUCUUAUUGGUAAAUUAUGUUUCCUUAGUUAAUUUUCAGUUCUUCUAUAAUUUUAUUGGUAUAAGGAAUGUGAGAGAUAUAAGAGCCAUACCUUAGUCCUUUAUUAUUGAAACUGCUUACAAGAUGUACACAUCUAUUGGGAAUUCCUUGGUCAUCCCCUGGUUAGGACUCUGAGU
Messenger RNA from Capra hircus (goat), 2487 nucleotides. Its product is annotated as potassium/sodium hyperpolarization-activated cyclic nucleotide-gated channel 2-like. Bases 721 to 1167 code for a protein of 148 amino acids. The record is from RefSeq and is a predicted model, not a curated record. The transcript is spliced from 2 exons. Lineage: Eukaryota; Metazoa; Chordata; Mammalia; Artiodactyla; Bovidae.